This is a messenger RNA of Ctenopharyngodon idella (grass carp), 5547 nucleotides long. Its product is annotated as anoctamin-1. Bases 498 to 3278 code for a protein of 926 amino acids. NCBI's taxonomy places the organism in Eukaryota, Metazoa, Chordata, Actinopteri, Cypriniformes, Xenocyprididae. The transcript has 26 exons. Gene Ontology annotation, molecular function: protein dimerization activity; chloride channel activity. The record is from RefSeq and is a predicted model, not a curated record. Gene Ontology annotation, biological process: chloride transmembrane transport. Gene Ontology annotation, cellular component: plasma membrane.
AGUAAAUUUAUCAUCCUGACAUCUUUUUUUUUUUUUUUUUUAUCUAACUCUGUAAACAGAACUUGUUGAUUGUUUCAAACUCUAACAUGGGAUGCGAUGUCCUUCCCACGGUCUGUUUCAUCCAGGGUCAGAUCUCUGAGGGAUUCCGCCACUCCAGAGAACAGCCAUCCAAACAUUACACAGUUCAAAUUAAUGACACAUUCAUCUAAAUGAUGAGAUGGAUAGAUAGAUAGAUAGAUAGAUAGAUAGAUAGAUAGAUAGAUAAUCACAGAGGAGCGCGUGAAGAGAGGCGCGUGCUCUCUGGAGGGAGGCUGUCGCCCGCGCGCUUUUUUAAGAAUCGCGUGAAGAGCGCGCGCUACAGUGAUGUUUCCUCACGCGGACCCGCUUCACCUGUAGGCUGUCACGGGACUUCAGGACCGUAUUCUGUUUUGUCUGAGGUUUCACUCUGAUCCACAAUCUAUUGGAGGAGUUCAGUGCUGGAAACACAAGCGCCCAUCAUGAACAAUGAACAGUUCCCUUCUGUACCGAUCAAAGACAAGCAACAGAACAUCCUCCUGAAGUCUCUCAGUCCCGAGGAGAACACUCAAUGCCGGCAGGGUCUGUACUUCCAGGACGGCAGGAGGCGAGUGGACUACAUCCUCACCUACCACAUCAAGAAGAGCAGCAGCGCGUGGCGACACGCGUCCCGACUCAGAGACAACGCCUUCACGCGCACCUUGCGGCGGGGUCGCCACCCGCCUCCGCCCGCGCACCGAGACGACGCCGAGCUGGGCUCGCCUGACCACAGCGCGGACCACCACGACGACGACAAGGCUUUACGGCGGGAGGAGUUCGAGAGCAACCUGCUGGAGAUGGGCCUGGAGCUGGAGCGAGACGAGGAGACCAAGACUCCAGGAGUGGGCUUUGUGAAGAUUCAUGCUCCGUGGAACGUGCUCUGUCGCGAGGCUGAGUUCAUGAAACUGAAGAUGCCUACCAAAAAAGUGUAUGAAGUCAAACACAGCAGCGGCGUAAUGGAAAAGAUCAACGCGUUCAUCAGCAAGCUCACAGAUCCUCUUCAUCCCAACCUAGAAGAGAACCGGAUGCAGAACGUGAAGCACCUCUCAUACCCGUUCUCCAGAGAAAAGCAGCAUCUGUUUGAUUUGUCCGACAGAGAUUCCUUUUUCGACAGUAAAACAAGAAGUUCAUUAGUAUGUGAAGUUUUGAAGCGAACCAAGUGCACAAAAGCCAAAUUUAGCAUGGGAAUAACUAGCCUGCUUGGGAGCGGCGUUUAUCUGGCUGCCUAUCCACUACAUGAUGGUGAUGUUGAAGGGGAAAACGCUGAGCCAAAUGACAGGAAGCUGCUGUAUGAAGAGUGGGCCAGCUACAGUGUCUUCUAUAAGUACCAGCCCAUCGGCUUGAUCAGGAAGUACUUCGGAGAGAAGAUCGGCCUCUACUUCGCUUGGCUUGGGGUUUAUACCCAGAUGCUGAUCCCUGCUUCCUUAGUAGGCGUCAUUGUGUUCCUCUAUGGAUGUGUUACUGUUGAUGAUGACAUUCCCAGUAUGGAAAUCUGUGACCAGCGGAAGAAUAUCACCAUGUGUCCGCUGUGUGACCGCGUGUGCAGUUACUGGAACCUGAGCAUCGCGUGUGGGACGGCCCGCGCCAGCCAUCUGUUUGAUAACCCCACCACCGUCUUCUUCUCCAUCUUCAUGGCACUGUGGGCGGCGUUCUUCAUGGAGCACUGGAAGAGGAGACAGAUGCGUCUCAACUACGAGUGGGAUCUCACCGGCUUUGAGGACGAAGAGGAAGCACUGAAGGAUCACCCUCGAGCCGAAUAUGAAUUCAGAGUCAUGCAAAAAACACUGAAGAAAGACCACAAAUCACAGAAGCCAGAGAAAGAGAAGCUGACAUGUAGAGACAGAUUCCCUGCAUACAUGACAAACCUCAUCAUGAUGCUUUUAAUGAUCGGAGUGACGUUUGCUAUUGUGUUUGGUGUGAUUUUAUACCGGAUCUCCACCAAAGCUGCUCUCGCUAUGAGCUCGAACCCCAUGACCCGCUCCAACGUCAGGCUGACGGUUAAAACCACCGCUGCCAUCAUCAACCUGGUGGUCAUUCUCAUCCUGGAUGAAGUGUACGGGGCCGUGGCACGCUGGCUCACUGUCCUCGAGGUUCCUAAAACAGACAAGAGCUUUGAAGAAAGGUUGAUCUUCAAAACCUUCAUCCUGAAGUUCGUGAAUGCGUUCACUCCCAUCAUAUACAUCGCAUUUUUCAGAGGCAGACUCGGUGGGCGUCCAGGCAGUUAUCUCUACGUGUUCGAGUCCUAUCGCAUGGAGGAGUGCGCUCACGGCGGCUGUCUCAUGGAGCUCUGCAUCCAGCUCAGCAUCACAAUGCUGGGAAAACAGCUCAUCCAGAACAACCUGUUUGAGAUCGGCGUCCCUAAACUGAAGAAGCUGAUCAGAUACAUUAAAUCCAAGAGAGGCUCUUACCAGGAACAGGAAAAUGAGAAGAAGUUACAGCGUUAUGAGACGGAUUAUUUCCUGGAGCCCUUUGUUGGCCUCACGCCCGAGUACAUGGAGAUGAUAAUCCAGUUUGGCUUUGUGACUCUGUUUGUGGCAUCUUUCCCGCUGGCGCCUCUGUUUGCCCUCCUCAACAACAUCAUUGAAAUACGUCUGGAUGCCAAGAAGUUCGUGGCAGAACUAAGAAGACCAGAUGCAGCCAGAGGCAAAGACAUCGGAAUCUGGUAUAAUAUUCUCAGAGGAGUCGCAAAAGUGGCAGUUAUUGUCAAUGCAUUUGUGAUCUCCUUCACUUCAGACUUCAUUCCACGGCUGGUCUAUCAGUACAUGUACAGUCCAGACGGCUCGAUGCACGGCUUUGUCAACCACACGCUGUCUUACUUCAAUGUCAGUCACUUCCAGAACGGCACCGCCCCAUUGGAGCCGUUCCACCUGGGCUUCCACGUGGACAUCUGCAGGUAUAAAGACUACAGAGAGCCUCCAUGGUCUUCGACACCGUACGAGAUCUCUAAGGAGUUCUGGGCUGUGUUGGCAGCCAGACUAGCAUUUGUCAUUGUCUUUCAGAAUGUGGUGAUGUUGAUGAGUGAUGUUGUGGACUGGAUCAUCCCAGAUAUUCCCAAAGACAUCAGCUUGCAGAUCCAUAAGGAGAAGAUCCUCAUGAUGGAUCUGUUCAUGAAGGAGGAGAAGGGAAAGACACGGACCGAGGACAGCGUGACGAGUAAGGAGACGCGUCACAGUCCUUUAAUGCGCUCCCGCUCCAUAUCGCACACGCCCUGCAAAAACUACUGACGUCAGCAGCCUCAGAGUCUCUAUCCUUACAUUCCACUGACGAAGACGUGCCGUUAGGUCUAAAGUAGCCAGUGCUCACUGCCUUUGCCUUCAUAUUGUACAGUUCUUCACGCUGAUUUGUGUGCUCAACGCUUCUUUUUAUCAUAUUCAUUUUCCUUUCUUUCAAUGAAUGUGCCACAGCAGCCAUGAACUUCACUAAUGACAACAAACCAGCUAACGAAAUUUGUUCUAAGAACGUUCCCAUUAAGUUAGGAAAACGUUAUUUCGGAAUGUUCUCUCAACAUUCAAAAUGUCCAUUUUAUCAUUCUGCAAACAUUAUGGGAACGUUACUUUUGAAUGUUUAAAAAACGUUAGACGAACGUCCAACUAAGACGUUUCCAUGAACGAUGUAUAAAUAAAUAAAAUGUUUUGUGCUAACAUUUUGAGAACAUUAUUAAAGAGCAGAUAACUAACAUUCUAUUAAUGUUACUGGAAGAACGUUUGUUCAUAACUUUGAAAGAACCUUGCCAGAAUGUUAAAGUUCUGAGAACGUUCCCUGUUGGCUGGGAAAGUGCUAAAGCCCGAAACAUACUCUACGCAAGUAUGAAAAAACAUUGUAACUCUAUCACCCAUUUGAGUCCUGAGGUUUUUUUGUUACCAUAGAUUGAUACCAAGAUCAAAUGUUAAAGUAUGUAUGGUACGAAACUGCACGCUUGCAACGCAUUGGGCCAAGCAUUCACUUUUACAUACUUGUGUAUGUUUCUAGCCUAUGAAUAAUUAUUCCUAAACAAAUUACAUAUGUAAAUGUCUUAACCAUCACAUUAAAACAAAUUGAACUGUUUUUAUACAUUGAUAAAAUGCUCAGGCAUUAAAAACCUCAAUCGAAUUAACAAUUUAAAAAGGGCUGCUAGAUAUUUUGAUUGAAAUGUGAUAUUUAAUUUUGUUAAUUUCAACCCUCAAGGUUCUGGUUGUUUUGUUUGCAGUUUCAUGUGAUUGAAAAUAUCUCCAAUCCUAAUUUAAUGACAAAGCCUAAAUAUGGGAGAAAUCGUAAGGAUUUAUAGAAACUUUAUUAAUUUAAUGAACAUUUCAAUUAUUAGAACAAAUUGACAUCAAAACAUAAUCAGAGGUCACAAUACAAUUAGAUCCUAGUCUGAUCCUUAUGGAUAUUAAUUUAAAAUAUUUAUAUUCAUUUUUGGACCGUCCAAGCUUCUUUUAAGUGGACGGCCUUUAGUGAUUCUUCUGUAUGUGAGGCUCCCUUACCGAAGAUACCAUCAUCGUGAUGAUCCUUUAAUUCUUCUAAUCUAAUGUACCUCUGUAUUUCAUGUUUUCACAUUCGUUGUAUGAUGGUAUUUUUCUGAUGCCUGUACAUUUGACGCUUUUCAUAUUUAAUGGUGCUUGAUAGCGUAUUCAUUAUCUGUACAUUGAGCAAGCAUUAACUUUGUGGAACAUUAUUCACAUUGUGUUCAUAGAGUGUAACAGACUUGAAAACCAUAAAUUCCAUGAUAGGUCCAGUAAUGUUUUAGCUUUUAUACACAAUCAUUUAGAAAGUCACAUAGACUGUUAGAUUUCUAACUCAUCUAUAAACUGUCCUGAGGUUUCUGGGUUUGAUCAACAUUUACUUUUUGCACCAAAUGGAUUGUACAGUAAAAGCGAACACAGCUCAACCUCAUGAAGAACCACAUAAAGACACAAACUAACCUUCAUGCUCCAAAGAUAAACCAUUUCUGUGCUGUUAUAUUUUUAUGGUCUUAAAUAUAAAGCAGAACAGUCAUAUUGUUUUUUAAGUAUGAUGUUUAGUAUUUACUGCCUUAAAUGUCUACUAAAUUAACGCAUAUAAAUUAUAUCUCGUUUGCUUGCCUUAAAGGGAUAGUUCACCCAAAAAUGAAACUUCUGUCAUCAUUUACUCCCCCUCAGGUUGUCCCAAACCUGUAUGAAUUUCUUUGUUCUGUUGAACAUAAAGGAAGAUAUUUUGAAAAAUGUGGGAAACGGAACAAUUCUGGGGCACCAUUGACUUCCAUAGUAUUUUUUUUUUUUCCUACUAUGGAAGUCAGUGGUGCCCCAAAGUGGCCUGGUUGCAAACUUCCUUCAAAAUAUCUUCCUUUGUGUUCAGCAGAACAAAGAAAUUCAUACAGGUUUGGGACAACCUGAGGGGGAGUAAAUGAUGACAGAAGUUUCAUUUUUAGGGUGAACUAUCCCUUUAAACCAGAAACACAAUGUUCUUUAGUGAUUUGUGUAGCUGUGUACUGUAAUGUUUGACUAAAAAGAAAUAAAUUCUACUUCAGUUGUCAAA